Molecule: messenger RNA, 1338 nt
Organism: Fusarium fujikuroi IMI 58289
Lineage: Eukaryota; Fungi; Ascomycota; Sordariomycetes; Hypocreales; Nectriaceae
Exons: 3
Coding region: 1-1338 (445 amino acids)
Source: RefSeq, a predicted model, not a curated record
AUGACUAAUACCGAUGACAAGAAGAAGACCCAAAAGGACCCUAACAGCAAGCGCAAGGGCAAAGAUGACGACAAGCACUUGACGAAUCGUGCUGGGGCGCAGAGUGGACAGCAGAACCCUUCAGCUCGUGGUGAUGAAACUGGCUCUGGUCUCGCCAUAAAACAUCCGGCAAAGCCUCGUCGUUCGGCGACCUUGCCCGCCAACGUGAGCGCGCUUGGGUCGUCCGUGGACAAGAUCGGCCAGACUGAUAUGUCUUUCGUGAAACAGAAUACCGGCGCACCGAUCAACAACGAAAUGGGGAUUACUCGCGGUAUACCGGUAGACGUGCCUGGCUUUGGUCAGCUCUCGGGACCUGGCGAGGUACUGACAACCGCGUUUCGGGGCGCUCAACCAAGCAAUUUUGUCCAAGAGGGCUCAAAGCAGAAGUUUGUUGGAAUAACUUCGACGCCGGAAUCGCGGUUACUCGACGACUCGCGAAAGACGAUAUUGGCCCAACGGAGCUCUGUUCAACAAAAGAAUGACGCCGAGGCCGAGAAUGGUGGUCAAGACCAAGGCUAUCGUCCUCGAAAGCGCCAGAGGCGACCGUUUUGCGUUGGGUGCAAGUCCGAUCAGCAUUAUAUCGACAGAUGUCUAAAGGCCAGCGACAACGGACUCAUGAAAGGCUGCCCAGUAUGCAACACCUUAGAGCAUAGUGCCGAGGAUUGCAAUAGCCCGAGGGUCCUGGAUGACGUAGACAGGACGUGUGAAUUUGUCUACCGACGUCGCAACAUGCCUAGCUUCUUGACCUUCGAGAGCUGGUAUGACCUUGUUAGGGACAAUGCCAGCCCUGCGCCUACAAAUAUGGAUCGGUUCCCGUGGACCCCUGAGUUCACCAAGUCCAUUUCUGCAGCCAUCGAUGAUCUUCAGCAAAAGGUGAACGAUUUGGGUCUUGAAGAUGCUAAGCUGCCUGUGGAUCCCAGCGUCAACGGGUGGACCGCUGUGAAGGGCCAUUUCAACGAGAAGGCUCCUACGGCAACGAUGGAUCAAUCUGAAGAACCCGAGCUUCCCUUCACAAUGACCGAGGAGGCUCCUGCCCAAGUCGAAAGCCAGUCUGGAGUUGCUCCUGUACCCGAACAAGAGCCUGUCACUGCUCCCACGGAUGAGCCUAGUCUCUUUGCAGUCGCAAAGAAACAACAAGAAAAUUCGCGUCGCCGACCUUGGGACGAAGAUAGUGAAGUUGAAGAUGAUGAAGUCGACAGCGAUGACGAUGAAGCGAACAGACGAAAGAUGCAGAGAAUGCGGAGAGCUGAGCGUAGCGAGAUGGUCCUCCGAGCGAGCAGCCAUACUCCUGGAGAAUAA